AUGUUUGAGCAGAAGCAGCAGCCAAAUAAAAAAUUAAAAAUGGAAAUCGCUGACGUGAAAAAUGACGUCAAUCAAGGAGAAUUCACUUGGAUAAUCCCCAACUUCACUCGGCAGAGCGCGAAGCUUUACUCUGAAGCAUUCACAGUUUCUGGUUGUCAAUGGAUAAUUGUUGCAUACCCCAAGGGGUAUAACACGUACCGAUUGUCACUGUACCUCGAAAUCCCUGAUUCUGCGACGUUUCCGGACGGGUGGACUAGAAAAGCCAAGUGCAGCUUCAGUGUGAUCGAUCAAACCAAUAAUGCUCACUUUACCAGAGAAAUGCAACAUGAUUUCAAUGCCAGAGAGAGUGACUGGGGUUUCAAAAAGUUCAUUAAAUUGAGCAAGCUUCAAACUCGCACUAGGGGAUACAUAAUAAACGACUCUUUGAUGAUUAAAGCCAAAGUUUGCGUCCUAAAAGUUACUCCUCCAGUGAAUCUUCAGCCAGCUAAACCUACUGAUAAGUUUGACUCCUAUUUUACUGGUCUGGAGGAACUCGUUAAUACUGCUGAGACUAAUGCUGUUAAUGUAGGAUCAACUUCAAGCCACCAUGAUGGUGCUUUGAAGGCUGAAAUUCCUAGCCUAGAAGAAGUUGAGAAGGCUAAGCAGUCUUUGAAGAAUUGCCUCUCGGAUCUCUUUAAAUCCAAUAUGAAAGAGAGGCUAUCUGAGGCACUAUCAACUUUAAGCUCAGCCAGAAUUGGAUUAUCAUCGGAGCAACAAAUAGCAAUUGAGACAUUUCGGGCCAAUUUCAAUGAUUUCACUUCCGACUUCUUAACAUUUGAGCAAGACAAUGCCGAGUUAGAGCUGCAUAAACUACUAAAGGAUCAAAGGUUCUCUGCUAUGAAGAAGUGUCACGAGACUCACAUCUUGAAUAAGCAAUUAAUGGAUGACCUUAUCAAGGAAGAGGAGGAAGUGAAGUCUAAGAGGGACAAGCUUCUGUCUGACUGGGAGGUCUUGCUGGUCCAGUCCGAAGCAGAGGAGUCGGGCUAUAAAGAUGAGCAGAAGAAAGUAGCAGAGGCUGAAGAAAAGAAGAGAAUAAGCGAGGAAAGACUGUCUAGAUCAACCACUGCCUGGUCAAAUUUGAAGGCUCAAUUCUGUUAA
Molecule: messenger RNA, 1137 nt
Organism: Eucalyptus grandis
Lineage: Eukaryota; Viridiplantae; Streptophyta; Magnoliopsida; Myrtales; Myrtaceae
Product: MATH domain and coiled-coil domain-containing protein At3g58270-like
Exons: 3
Coding region: 1-1137 (378 amino acids)
Molecular function (GO): protein binding
Source: RefSeq, a predicted model, not a curated record